Ziziphus jujuba (common jujube) is the source of this 1210-nucleotide messenger RNA. RefSeq names its product L-ascorbate peroxidase, cytosolic. The record is from RefSeq and is a predicted model, not a curated record. Lineage: Eukaryota; Viridiplantae; Streptophyta; Magnoliopsida; Rosales; Rhamnaceae. The coding region runs from base 175 to 927 and encodes 250 amino acids. Gene Ontology annotation, biological process: response to reactive oxygen species; hydrogen peroxide catabolic process; cellular response to oxidative stress. Gene Ontology annotation, molecular function: peroxidase activity; heme binding. The transcript is spliced from 10 exons.
CUGAGAGCGAAAUACUAGAAACUUCUCUUUCUUCAGUCCCCUAUAUCAUCCCCAUUAGCAAGGGGCCAUUGACGAAGAAGCUUGUGUUCUGCUCGUGGCUGUCGCGUGCUAGGGUUGUUCUUCGUUGUCAUUUCUCUCUAACUUCACUCUCCGAUUCAAGAAAUCAUCGUGAUCAUGGGGAAGUGCUACCCAACUGUGAGCGAGGAGUACAAGAAGGCCGUCGAGAAGGCCAAGAGGAAGCUCAGGGGUCUUAUCGCCGAGAAAAACUGUGCUCCUAUCAUGCUACGCCUUGCAUGGCACUCUGCUGGUACCUUCGAUGUUAAGACUAGGACUGGUGGUCCAUUCGGAACCAUUAAGCAUCCCUCUGAGCUUGCCCAUGGUGCUAACAACGGACUCGAUAUCGCUGUCAGACUACUCGAGCCCAUCAAGGAGCAGUUCCCUAUCCUCACCUACGCUGAUUUCUACCAGUUGGCCGGAAUUGUUGCUGUUGAAAUUACUGGUGGACCUGAAAUCCCAUUCCAUCCAGGAAGAGAGGACAAGCCGGAGCCACCACCUGAAGGCCGGCUACCUGAUGCUACCAAGGGUACUGAUCACUUGAGGACUGUGUUCGGUCAUCAAAUGGGCCUCAGCGACCAGGAUAUUGUUGCUCUCUCUGGUGGUCAUACUCUGGGAAGGUGCCAUAAAGAGCGUUCUGGAUUUGAGGGACCCUGGACUACCAAUCCUCUCAUCUUUGAUAACACGUACUUCAAGGAACUUUUGAGUGGAGAGAAGGAAGGCCUUCUACAGCUGCCAACUGACAAGGCACUUCUGAAUGACCCUGUUUUCCGCCCCCUUGUUGAAAAAUAUGCAGCAGAUGAGGAUGCCUUCUUUGCUGAUUACACCGAAGCUCAUCUGAAGCUCUCCGAGCUAGGAUUUGCUGAUGCUUAAGUAUGGAACAAGAAAGGAUGGUGCCGGUGCCAGCUUGCCUUGCUUCAUCUUGCCUUGCUUUUGUUUUUCUUUUUAAUUUCCAGUAGAACUGGGUGUUUAGGCAGUUGGUGCAGUGAUUAAAGUUGGUGGAUAAUGGUAGUCGGUGGGUUUGUGCUUUGUGUUUUGUUGGGACAUGUUGAAUUGAAGAAAUUGGGUAGGAUGCAAUGGUAAUCAUCCUUUAGGUUAAAUAAUACAUAUUUUUAUUAAUCCAGAUGCUAUUAGCUUUGACGUUUGGUUUGGUUUA